AUGCUGCUGCGUCGCGCCACCUCUAUCGGCGUGACCGCACUGCUCCAGCUGGCCGUAGCUCAGCGUCUCUGCUACUAUCCCAAUGGCGAGCAGAGCACCGAUGUGCCAUGCAAGGCCUCGGCGCCUGUGAGCAUGUGUUGCAUCUCCGCAGACGCAUGCCUGUCGGACGGUCUCUGCCGCCUUGACGAUAUGGCUCGAGAUGUCGGCGUCAGCUAUGCCUAUGGCACUUGUACCGAUCCCAGCUGGACAAGCGGCAUCUGCCCUCAGCAGUAUCUACAUUGUAAGCCGACCUUUACAACCUUCCUUGGUCUACAAGACUCGAACGACUGA
Molecule: messenger RNA, 330 nt
Organism: Colletotrichum spaethianum
Lineage: Eukaryota; Fungi; Ascomycota; Sordariomycetes; Glomerellales; Glomerellaceae
Exons: 1
Coding region: 1-330 (109 amino acids)
Source: RefSeq, a predicted model, not a curated record